AUGGAAAAAAGCUUCGACCUCAGCGAGAAGGAGGUGUCCCUUCCUCCAGAUCUGGAGAGUGGGAUUAGCUCGUCGCCAGGGAGGAAUUCCGAUUCGAACUCCCCAUACUCCUCUCCUUCUUCAGUCAUACACCAUCUCCCGUCUGAUGCGGGGGAGAUAUCACCUGUUGGAUCGCAGGAACAACAGUUUUUACAGCCGAGAAAAAGACACCAAAGAAACGCUUCUCUUAGCAUUAGUCCGACGGCCGCAGGUUUUGCUGAAGCAGAAGCUGAGGCAGGAGCCAGUUCGUUGUUGAGGGUAAUUUUUUGGAUUCUGUAUGCCACAUUGCCUCUGGGUAUAUUGGGGUACUUUUUAGCAAGUUAUGCUGUGGAUUACAGACACUCCAACCACUCAGGAAGUGGGUACUAUCCAGAUUUGCCCUCUGGUUAUGCAUCCAAAACGGGCAACUUUGACGAUUUCGGAAUUGAGUUCUACGAUUUGCAGGACUACAGGUCCACCCCAGAAGGCUGGAAUAGAGACGAACGUGUGUUGUUCUGCGUUCCACUUCGUGAUGCCUCUGCGCAUUUGCCCAUGUUCUUUGGCCACAUGAGAAACUUGACAUAUCCUCAUAAUCUGAUUGAUCUUGCGUUCCUGAUCUCGGAUACCUCUGACUCAACGAUAAAGGAUCUCAAGAAGCAUCUUGCAGAGAUACAAUCCGAUCCCGAUUCAAGUUUCCACUUUGGUAGAAUCAAUAUCUACGAAAAGGACUUUGGACAGAUCAUAGGUCAGUCGUUUAGUGAUCGUCAUGGAUUUCAAGCCCAAGGCCCCAGAAGAAAGCUCAUGGCUAUUGCACGUAAUUGGUUAUUAUCUACAGCUUUGAGACCAGACCAUGCUUGGGUCUAUUGGCGUGAUGCUGAUGUGGAGACAAUUCCCGCGACCAUAAUAGAAGACCUGAUGCACCACGACAGAGAUGUUAUUGUGCCCAAUAUCUGGAGACCUUUGCCCGAUUGGCUUGGUUACGAGCAACCAUACGAUCUUAAUUCAUGGCAGGAAAGUGAGGGUGGAAUCGAGCUGGCUGACAGGCUGGAUGAGGAUGCCGUCAUCGUAGAGGGUUACGUUGAGUAUGCGACCUGGAGGCCACAUCUGGCAUAUCUUCGUGAUGCCAACGGGGAUCCAGAGGUGGAGAUGGAGUUGGAUGGAAUUGGAGGUGUUUCAAUUCUCUCCAAAGCCAACGUUUUCAAGAGCGGGUCGAAUUUCCCAGCAUUCUCGUUCCAGAAACAUGCUGAGACUGAGGGAUUUGGCAAGCUGUGCAAGCGCAUGGGAUAUAGUGUUAUUGGUUUGCCCCAUUAUACUAUCUGGCAUAUCUACGAGCCAUCUUCCGACGACUUGAGGCACAUGGAAUGGAUGGCACAGGAAGAAAAGAGAAGACUGGAAAGGGCCAAGAUCCAAAAGUUCUAUGAUAAAGCAUGGAAACUUGCUUUUGAAGAAGUUGACGAGGACUGGAAGAGGCUCAAGUUCAAUGUGUUCAAGAACACAGAUCUCCGCAAGACCGGGAGAAAGAUCGAGGUGGACUGGUCCGAAGUGGAUGAAUAUCUGUUGGAGAUGGAUGACGAGUAUAAUUCGGGUGCCAGUACUGAGUGGUAUGAUGAGGAAGAAAACCAGGAUCCAAUGAGCUUGUUUGAGAAAUAUGAUGACGACUUCAAGGACAAGUUGGAGAAAUCGAAGAAGACAGACAACCCUCACGAGGAAGUCUUCAAUUCUUUCCCACUGAACCCUUACGUCAGUGGUAAAAACGGCAAGAACUAUCAAUUUGUGAAAUUCAGGAAGGGUAAUGGCGACGAUAUCGUCAACAGUCAGACCAACGAUGAAGAGCGCAAGAAGGAGUCAGCCGAGAUGGAGCUCGCGUUGAGCGAAGCACGCAUGCUGAAGGAGGAAGAGAAUGCCAAAAAGAUUGAGGAGGAGAACGCAUUGAAGGCAGAAAAGGAGAAAGAAGCCGAGAUGGCCAGGAAACAGAAGCUCAAGGAGGAGGAAGAGCAGGCCAAAGUCUUGAAAGAGCAAGAAGAUGCCAAGAAGAAGUUCGAAGAGGCUGAGAUGGCCAAGAUGAAGGAGCAGGCCGCUAAGAGACGUGCCGAGAAACUUGAAAGGCAGAAAGAGAAGAAGCGGAAAGAGGAUGAGGAGAUGAAGAGGUUGAAUCAGAUAGCAAUCGAUAAGGAGAUGUCGAGAAGGGAAAUUGAGAAGCUGAAAGAUCCUCAGGAGAAGUAG
Kuraishia capsulata CBS 1993 is the source of this 2241-nucleotide messenger RNA. RefSeq lists its product as uncharacterized. Gene Ontology annotation, cellular component: mannan polymerase complex. Lineage: Eukaryota; Fungi; Ascomycota; Pichiomycetes; Pichiales; Pichiaceae. Gene Ontology annotation, biological process: protein N-linked glycosylation; cell wall mannoprotein biosynthetic process. The record is from RefSeq and is a predicted model, not a curated record. The transcript has a single exon. Gene Ontology annotation, molecular function: alpha-1,6-mannosyltransferase activity. Bases 1 to 2241 code for a protein of 746 amino acids.